AUGGGGAAUGCGUCCAACACCUCAGGGUUCACCUCCACCCUAUCGGAGAGAGAAGACCUGAUUUUUGGCACUCUCUAUUUAAUCUUUGGCAUCAUGUCCCUGUCUGGGAACUCACUGCUGCUGCUGCUGGCCCAUCAGAAGAGGUCCCUGCUGAAACCUGCCGAGUUCUUCAUCGUCAACCUGGCCAUCAGUGACCUGAGCAUGACGGUGACGCUCUUCCCCUUGGCCACCUCCUCCUUCUUUGCACACAGGUGGCUCUUCGACCAGGCCGUGUGCACCCUCUACGCCUUCUGCGGGGUCCUGUUCGGGCUGUGCAGCCUGGCCAGCCUGACGGUGCUCAGCACGGUCUGCUGCCUGAAGGUCUGUUACCCGGCAUAUGGGAGCAGGUUCUCGCGGAGCCACGCCGCCGGGCUGCUGCUGGCCGUGUGGGCCUACGCCCUGGCCUUCGCCAGCGCGCCCCUGGCCCGGUGGGGCAGCUACGGCCCCGAGCCCUACGGCACGGCCUGCUGCAUCGCCUGGGAGGCCUCCAGCAGGGAGGCCGCGCUCUACAUCCUCGCCCUCCUCAUCUUCUGCUACCUGCUGCCCUGCCUGCUCAUCCUGCUGUCCUACGCGCUGAUCCUCUGGACGGUGUGGGCGUCGCGGAGAGCCGUGAGGCAGCACACGUCCCCCCGGCGCGGGGCCCGCGGCGCGCACGGCCUGCUGCUCAGGCUGAGCAUCGCCGUGUGCCUGGGGUUCCUGGCUGCCUGGACUCCCUACGCCGUGCUUGCGCUGUGGGCACUGCUCGGGGACGCCAGCCAGGUGCCGGCGCUGGCCUUCGUGCUCUCGGCCGUCUUUGCCAAGUCCUCGACGCUCUACAACCCGCUGGUGUACCUGCUCCUCGAGCCCAACUUCCACAGGUUCCUCUGCAAGGACGGGGUGUCCCUGCGCACCCUCCUGUGCUGCGGCUGCCGGGGCGCUGCGCUCCGGCCCUUCCCGGCGCCGCGCCGCAGGGGCCGCCCCGGCGCUGGCAGAAGCUGCAGCGACGCUUUUGGGUGUUUCAGUGACUGCCCCAGGUGCUACACACCCCCCCGGCUGCCCGGCAGCUCGGCCCGGCGUGGCGCCCUGGCCGGCGGAGCCGCGGGGCAGCCGGGGCUGAGGAGGACGGUGCAGGUGAUGGUGCUGCUCACGCGGAGGUGGCCAGGCCUGGGCACUGCCAGCGUGGCGAGGGAGGCCCUGCCCAAGGACCUGCUCUGAGCCCAGCCCUGCCCGGCUCUGUCCUAGCAGAGCACUGGAGCACAAACCCAAACGCAGCAUUCCCUCAUGCCCGUGCCCAGUGGGUCCCAGAUGUUCCACACCUGAAGUGACAGGAAGAUGUGACACCGACCCCUCUGGUUUGACUCUUGCAGCUCUGAGCCUGGUGUUUGCACUCGCAAAAUCAAGAACAAAAAUAGACCCCAGUGCCUGAGAUGUGCCCAGGGUGCAGCCCGGGGAACAGUCUCUCCUGCAGUUUGCUCUCUGGGCCCUUGGCCUUUGUUUUUCCAACCUGGUGCUCUGAUGGUCAAAUAGGAACUUGUUUGUCUUGAAAAUUGUGCCUGGCGGGGUGGGCUGGGGGCCAGGAGGCCCAAGGGGAAUCUACCUCCAGUGCCAGCUCCUACAGCCCCCACAGUCCCCUCCCUGGGGAGGUCCCACUCCUGCUGGGGAGUGGGACUGUCCACACAGCUACCUCAGCUGGGGUAAGGAAGCACCUCCCUACAGGUCCCUGGGACUGCUCUCUGUGCCAGCUGUGCUACCCUGCGCCCUCCACUUGAGCGGAAGCCACCACUGCCCUACAGACAGAAAUGGGAGCUUGCCUUAGAGCAAGGAUUUGGGGUUACAAUAAUCCUGGAGUGAGUAGUGGCAGUCCCAGGGAAUGAUCUGCAUGCAGGGAAGGGCAAAUCUGUGGGUGAGCACCACCCUGGAGAAGGGACUGUGGCUGCAGUGUCCCCGGUGCUGGGACGAGGGGGCAGCUCUGCCAUCUGCACUGCUGCACAGGGCAGCAGCUGCCUGGGCUGCAGCAUCCCGAGGGAUUGUAGUUGGCCUUUGGAGAUCAGUGAGGGCAGCACACCCAUGGGUGGAGCCUGGGACAAAAAGGAGCAAGAAGCUGUGCCAGAGCCUGGUGCAAAGCCAUCCACAGGAUAACCCCACCUGGAAAGCUCCCUGUGCCCCAUCCCCGGCCCUCUGGCCCACGAGGGGAUCACGCAGUGUCUGCACUGACAUUCAUCGUGUUGCAGCUGUCAUUUCUGAA
Vidua chalybeata is the source of this 2263-nucleotide messenger RNA. RefSeq names its product opsin-5-like. Gene Ontology annotation, biological process: G protein-coupled receptor signaling pathway. Bases 1 to 1233 code for a protein of 410 amino acids. Gene Ontology annotation, molecular function: G protein-coupled receptor activity. The record is from RefSeq and is a predicted model, not a curated record. NCBI's taxonomy places the organism in Eukaryota, Metazoa, Chordata, Aves, Passeriformes, Viduidae. The transcript has 5 exons. Gene Ontology annotation, cellular component: membrane.